AAAAUAAAAAAAUAAAAAAAUAAAAAAAAUAAAAAAAAGAGAGGCCUGGUCUUUAGCUGCCUCUUUGUUCUUCACUUCUGGUUGUUUUGCUCUUCUUCUUCCUCUAAUCCCACCCAAAUCUCUCGGUCACAAAUGAAACACAGAGCCUGUCCAAACCCAAUAAAAUAUCCAAUCUUUCUCUGAAUUUGGCUAAGCCUCUUUCACAAACACAAUCUGCCAAACAAAUGCUCUCUCUUUCUCUCUCUCAUGGCUUUGAAUCCAUAUUUGAAAUGCAAAGGCUGACACUUUGUACUCUGAAGAAAUAACGAGACGCUAAAAGCGAAGAAAUUUAAAUCUGAUUGAACAGAAGUUGAGCUGCCCAUAAUGGACGCAUAGGGUUUUCGUCGUUUCGGAUUCAACAGUCGGUGCACCCCUUCAUAUUCGGAUCUCACCCGCCCGGUUCACGCAGUUCUGUGGUGUAUUUCUAUUACUCUACGCUGUUUCUAUGAUGAAUUUAAUCCAUUUGUGCUAAUUUUGUGGAAGAAAAUUUGUUUUGUAUGUUUCUGUGCGUAACGGUUCCUGUGGAUUUUGUUGGAAGCUUGAUAGUUAUCUGGGACUGAAAGAAUCUUGAGUUUUGUUAGUAAUGUUGUCUGCAAAUGACCCGGUUGAAUCGUUUUUCAAUUCGAUUCAACUUGUUAAGGAAGCGCUUUCGCCGCUGGAAUUGAGUUUUCGAAAAGCGGCCGAGGACUUUGAGUGUUGCUGGGCAGGGCCUAAGAAUAAAGUAAAUGCUGUUGAUUUGGUUUAUCAAUUUGAUGGUGUUGAUAAGAAUGGUAAAGCUCAGAUCUUUGGGGGGAAGAAGAAAGCUGGUCAUUGUGUCACAGUUGGCGGCGAUGAGAGGACGAAAGGGUUGUCUGCUAAGGUUCCUAUAAAGGCGUUGUUUGGGAAGUUUUCCCAGAAUUCUGGAAAUGAAAAUCGACCUGAGGUGUCAAAGUGUGGGUUGACAGAGAAGGAGCGUGCAAAGGAGGAUGGGUCUUGUGUGAAUUGUUUGCAGUUUGCUAUAAAUUGGUCUGUGUUAGCUAACAGUUUUGUUCAGGCAUUUCCGGGUCCGUUCAAAUUGGGUAAGAAGCGGCUCCAGAAAACGAGUGAUGAGGACAAAGCGUGUUCUUGCAAAAAGCCGAAGGUUUCUGGUGACUUGAAGCAGAGGGAGUCUAAGGGCCAGCAUGCUAGAACAAUUCAGAAUGAAGUUGUGUCACAUAACGAAGGAAAACAUGUAUCACUAGAAUGCCUCAUAGGUUUUGUUUUUGAUCAACUAACUCAGAAUCUUCAGAAGUUUGAUCAUGGUGUUCAAGAAAGUGGUCGAGAAACUUGUGAAACUUCCCCAGAGCCGACUUCUUCUUCCCAAACUGAUCAUUUCAAGGUGAUUACAGGUUUGCUGGAAGGUCGAAAAGCAGAUGUAAAUGGAUUUCUGGGAAACUUGAAGUUUGCGAGAGUGGGAGGAGUGCCAUCGGGCGUUGUUGGGGUAACCUCUUCAGUUAACGAAGAGGGUGAUGAGGAUGUUACUGCAAGAAACAGGGCAGAAUCAGCAGGCAGUUCACCACAGAAGCUUGCUAGUGAUAUUCUUAGUAUUCCUCUAUCAAACGUAGAGCGUUUGAGAUCCACAUUAUCCACUGUUUCGUUGACUGAAUUAAUUGAGCUUGUACCUCAUUUGGGGAGACCUUCUAAAGAGUAUCCUGACAAGAAGAAACUAUUCUCUGUCCAAGAUUUCUUUAGGUACACAGAGUCUGAAGGAAGGAGAUUCUUUGAAGAACUAGAUAGAGACAGAGAUGGCCAAGUAACUCUGGAAGAUCUCGAAAUUGCAAUAAGAAAGCGAAAGUUGCCACGGAGAUAUGCUCACGAGUUUAUGCGCCGUACUAGACGUCACAUAUUUUCAAAAUCAUUUGGCUGGAAACAGUUUUUAUCUUUGAUGGAACAGAAGGAACCAACCAUUCUACGUGCAUAUACGUCUCUAUGCCUCAGCAAGUCUGGAACACUGCAAAAAAGUGAAGUAUUGGCAUCACUUAAAAAUGCAGGACUUCCAGCUAAUGAAGACAAUGCUGUUGCUAUGAUGCGAUUUCUCAAUGCCGACACAGAAGGAUCUAUUUCUUAUGGCCAUUUUAGGAAUUUUAUGCUGUUGCUCCCUUCUGAUCGACUUCAAGAUGAUCCUCGGAGUAUCUGGUUUGAAGCUGCCACUGUUGUUGCUGUUGCACCACCUGUGGAAAUACCUGCUGGAAGUGUACUAAGAUCUGCAUUAGCAGGGGGCCUUGCUUGUGCACUUUCCACUUCUUUAUUGCACCCAGUUGACACAAUUAAGACUCGUGUCCAAGCAUCAACAUUAACAUUCCCCGAAAUUAUUUCAAAGCUUCCACAGAUUGGAGUGCAGGGGUUAUACAGGGGCUCAAUUCCUGCCAUUCUUGGACAGUUUUCAAGUCACGGCCUGCGAACUGGGAUAUUUGAGGCAAGUAAACUUGUAUUAAUAAACUUUGCUCCAACGCUCCCCGAUAUACAGGUUCAAUCUCUAGCAUCAUUCUGUAGCACAUUUUUGGGAACAGCAGUGCGAAUUCCUUGUGAGGUGUUAAAGCAGCGGUUGCAGGCUGGCCUUUUUGACAAUGUCGGGGAGGCUAUUGUGGGGACUUGGAACCAAGAUGGUCUUAAGGGUUUCUUUCGUGGGACUGGUGCCACUCUUUGCCGGGAGGUUCCAUUUUAUGUCGCUGGCAUGGGGCUAUAUGCUGAAUCCAAAAAGGCUGCCCAGAAAUUUUUAGGCCGGGAUCUGGAAGCUUGGGAAACAAUUGCAGUUGGGGCUUUAUCCGGCGGGCUAGCAGCUGUUGUCACCACACCCUUUGAUGUGAUGAAAACAAGAAUGAUGACUGCUCCACAGGGUAGACCUAUAUCAAUGUCAAUGGUAGCCUUCUCUAUACUCCGGCAUGAGGGACCUCUUGGCUUAUUUAAAGGAGCGGUACCCAGGUUUUUUUGGAUCGCUCCCUUGGGUGCCAUGAACUUUGCAGGCUACGAGCUUGCGAGGAAGGCCAUGGACAAAAAUGACGAGCUAAACAGUGACCAGGUCCAUCAAAAGAAGGUGGCCAGUACUGGAUAGGGUUUCUAUUUCUUUGAAGUAAUGACAUUACUAUCAACUUCAUCAUCUCCCAGCUAUUUGAGAUGAAAGCAAUUAUAUGCUGCCGGGAAAUUUUGACUUUUUUUCCUUCCGAAUUUACUAGCAGCAUCUGCUUGAAAUUUCCAUCCGUCGACAUAUCUGCCCUUUUUUUUGUCAGAGAUUGUAAUUCUUCGUAGGUUUUCUUUUUGUUCGGAACUUUUCUAAUCCUGCAGUGAUGGCAGUGAAAUUACGUUCUUGAUGUUAUUUUUGUACUCAUGGAUUUUCACAGUUUUGUAAA
Messenger RNA from Prunus mume (Japanese apricot), 3404 nucleotides. RefSeq names its product mitochondrial substrate carrier family protein (gene SAMTL). Gene Ontology annotation, molecular function: calcium ion binding. Gene Ontology annotation, biological process: transmembrane transport. The record is from RefSeq and is a predicted model, not a curated record. NCBI's taxonomy places the organism in Eukaryota, Viridiplantae, Streptophyta, Magnoliopsida, Rosales, Rosaceae.